Ectocarpus siliculosus is the source of this 1989-nucleotide messenger RNA. Lineage: Eukaryota; Phaeophyceae; Ectocarpales; Ectocarpaceae. The record is from the annotation of a GenBank genome assembly.
AUGAACUUAGCAGCUCUCUUCCACCGUUAUGGAGACAUUGGCAGCGCCAUCGAGCACUACAGGAGGGCAGCCGAGAUAAUCGACCCAAGCGACGUCGAUAUGAUGGUCAUGUUGAGGGCGCGGAAGGCGUCGUGCGACUGGCGCGACUGGGAGAGAGAUGUUUUCGACCUCAAGUAUCAGGUGGACGUGAAGCAACUAGCGUUCGGACGCCCGCCAUCCCUCCUCCCGUUCGACACUCUUCUCCUGCCCCAUCCCGUGACCCCGGCCUGGCGCCGCCGGCUUGCCGAGGCCCACUCGGCGAGAUACGUUGAGGCUUCGACCGCGCUGGUCGGAUCGCGAUCGCACGAAGCCUUCCUCGGCGAAAACCGCACGAGAGACGCAGCACGUCCAGAGGGAUCAGAUCGUCGGACGGACAUGCAAGAGGGAAUAGGCGUUGAAUACGAUGGUAGGGGCGAAGUGACAGGGACUACGGCCGGUGCACGUAUACAUGGUACGACUCGUACUGAUGAAGGCCGCGCGCGUCUGAAGAUAGGAUUUAUCGGGCAUGACUUCGACGAGCAUCCUACCGCGCACAUGAUCGAGGGCGUGUUUGUCUGGCAGAAGAGGUUGUCGGGGACCAGGCAGCAUGGAACUGGGGCCGCAGAUCAUCUCACGUCCGGGGCACCGCAGAAGAACGAUUGGACGGCGUCUAUGGUAGAAACAAAUUGUUGCAGCUAUGGCGGGGGGGGGCAAAAUGCCAAGAGGACCAGCCGAGGCGAUGGUGGGAACUCCACGUUCUCGCGGGCGCGGGAAUCCAUCCGUUCGUGUGCCUCCUCUUUUGUAGACCUCUACGCGGACGGCCACAGGGAGAGCGUCGAGCGGAUCCGAGCGGACGGCGUCGAUAUCCUCGUGGACUUGCAGGGGCACACCUUGGGAGGCAGGGGUCAAAUCACGGCCGCUCGACCGGCAUUGGUUCAGGUGAACUACUUGGUGUUCCCCGGAACCAGCGGAGCUCCGUACAUCGACUAUCUUCUCGGGGAUCGACACGUCACGCCACCGGAGCAUGCCCGAGACUUUUCUGAAAGUUUGGUCCUUCUCCCAAGAACGUACCAAGCAAACCUGUACGAAGGCCUCGCGCCAACUAGCUCGAGUUCAGGCCGAAAACACGACAGGGCUGUGCUUCGGCGCGGGCAAGGUCUACCGGGUGACCUCUCCAGAGCGGUGUUCGCGAAUUUCAACAAGGUGGACAAGCUGGAUCCGGAAUCGUUCUCUCUGUGGAUGCAGAUCCUGAGAAGGGUGCCGGGUAGUGUGCUUUGGCUGCUGGAAGCCAGUGCGGUGGACUCGGAGAGAGCAGCCAUACGCACCCGUCUACGGCAAGAAGCGGAGAGUCAAGGUGUUGACGGAGGCCGCAUAGUGUGGGCCAAAUGGGUGUCAAAAUCAGAGCAUCUAUCGCGGCAUGCCUUGGCCGACCUGUUUCUGGACACCUUGACGUACGGCGCACACUCGACGGCAACGGACGCUCUGGCAGGGGGGCUGCCACUUUUAACCCUUGCUGGGGCAUCCUUCGCAUCCAGAGUAGGGAUCUCCCUGCUGCGCAACGCUGGCCCCUCGCAAAGCGCCCUGCUGGUGGCCGGUCAGCGAGAGUUCGAGGAUUUGGCCGUCGAUCUUGUCUGUACUACACGCGGCCGGAAAGUUCUUCAUAGUUUACGAGCAUCACUUAGUUGGCGGUACAAGACAGAUUUUCGUCGCUCCCGGCUCGGUGAAACGGAAAAGGGGGCAGGGGGAGACAAAGAAAGGGCAGGAGCUGGAGGAGCAGAGCCUCCGCUUCCGAUUUUCGACACAGAAGCUAUCACCAAGGACUUGAAUCGGGCGUUCAUGCUCAUGUCCGAUACGCACGACGUAUGGAAGGUUCGCGGGCGACGAGAGAGGUGGCCGGGAGGCACACGUUUGCCUCAUAUCGUUUUGACUGGGAAAAGCCUCAAUGGUGGUGGCAGGCAUUCAGAGUUUUAG